Ophidiomyces ophidiicola is the source of this 6495-nucleotide messenger RNA. RefSeq names its product E3 ubiquitin-protein ligase ubr1 (gene UBR1). Gene Ontology annotation, cellular component: ubiquitin ligase complex; cytoplasm. Gene Ontology annotation, biological process: ubiquitin-dependent protein catabolic process via the N-end rule pathway; protein ubiquitination. Lineage: Eukaryota; Fungi; Ascomycota; Eurotiomycetes; Onygenales; Onygenaceae. The record is from RefSeq and is a predicted model, not a curated record. The coding region runs from base 1 to 6495 and encodes 2164 amino acids. The transcript has 2 exons. Gene Ontology annotation, molecular function: zinc ion binding; ubiquitin protein ligase activity.
AUGAAGCCGCCACAACUUGAGCUAACAUUGGGCCGAGCGUUACUCUCCCAUCCGACCCGUUACGGGCUCCGCUUCGACACAACUGCAAAGCGCGAUCUCCUCCAGCUCCUUUUCCGUUCCUUAACCGGUUUCAACGAUGAAUACUUGCGCCUCCUAUUUCCAGGAGGUUGUCCACGGGGGUUUUGGAGCCUAUCCGAAGCUCAAGGUGCAAAGGAAGGUGCUGAAUAUACCGAUGCUGCGCGCGGGAAGCGGUGCGGACAUUUAUUCAAGGCAGGAGAAGCGCUCUUCCGUUGUGUAACGUGCUCUACUGAUGAGACGUGUGCGCUAUGCUCCCGAUGCUUUAAUGCCUCGGAUCAUACUGGUCAUAAGUACAAUAUUACUGUCUCCGGCGGGCAUUCUGGUUGUUGCGAUUGCGGAGAUGAGGAAGCGUUUCGGUUGCCCGUUAAUUGUGCAAUCCACACAGAUCUAGAUGGUAAUUCAACAAAAGGCAAGGCAUCGUCACAACUUCCUAGCGACCUCUUAGACAGCAUACAGACCACAAUUGCCCGAGCGUUUGAUUACUUCUGCGAUGUUAUCUCCUGCUCACCCGAACAGCUCAGGCUCCCGAAAACCGAGGAAAAUAUUAGACAAGAUGAGACAACAUCACGGUUAUCUGCAGGAUGGUAUGGUGGGGCGGACCCUGAAGAAGAGGAGCCCGAAUUCGCACUUGUUCUUUGGAACGAUGAGAAACACACUAUCUCCGAAGUUAAACAACAAGUCGCCCGGGCUUGUAGGGAGAGCUCUCAAUUUGGCCAGGAUAAAGCUAUGGAAACGAAUGAUUUUGGAAGAAGCGUGGUGAAAUAUACUAAGGACCUCACGAGUCUACUACGAGUUUCAAGUGUUAUCGAGCAGAUUAGGAUUACGGUUACCGUUAGGUCCUCUAGAGAUACAUAUCGAGAGCAGAUGUGUGGAGCGAUUAUCGAAUGGUUCUCCGAUAUUUCUGGAUGUUAUAUUGAGAACGAUAGCCAUAUUCUCAGGCAAACCAUCUGUGAACAAAUGCUCAGCCCCUGGAGAGCAGGUAGCCGGGCCUCCAAUCUUAAUAUCGGAAUGCAGGGUAUUGAUGAUCAUUCGCGCGAAGAACGGAAAACAUAUCAUGCGGUUAUUGGUAUCACACCAACACAAACUCAGAUUAUUACUACAGCAGAAUUUGAUGUGGUAGAAACCACGGACGAUGAUCCAAAUGAAGGAGGGAAUGACGAAGACGUGGAUGAAUAUGACGAAGAAGAAAUUGAAGCUGACGAGGAGGGUGAGGGUGAAGAUGAAGAUAUGAAUGAUAUUUCAAUGCUUAUUGCUGCCGAUGCCAGGGCAAUACGGGAAGAUUCUGACAUUGACAUGAACACGGAAGAUGAUCUCGAAACAGGAGAAGAAACAUUUGCCAGUUAUCCACCUCCUCCUCUACCUCCACCCCAAACGCGAGAGGAAGAACGCGUCGCUUCUGAAAUAGCCACAGCCUUAAUUAACAACGGUACCUAUGGAUUCUGGUCUGCUGAAAACACCCCACAAGCUGCCGAAGAUACGGAAGCGCCAGCAGAACAUAGGGAGUUAAGGAGUCGGCCACAUGGGGAGAGUCAAGAUGCAUGUGCCUCAAAUACCAUCAAAAUCCCCAAGACGCCGGGCUCCCGAGCCAAAAAGUUACCUAAGCCAAUACCAUAUUGGGAGAUAAAACCCUCUGGUUAUCAUGACCAUAACGUGGGUCCAUAUGAGGAUCUCAAGCGGCGCACCAGGCUUGACUGGUUGAUAUUAUAUGAUCUACGACUGUGGAAGAAGAUACGGAUAGAUGCCAGGAAUCUUUGUUUGGGCACCGUUAUCAAUGUUCCGGAGUUCAAGCGAAUUCUUGGGCUUCGCUUUUCAGUCUUAUACACGGCGCUCGCACAACUUUACCUGAUCGCAGAUCGAGAACCCGACCAUUCUAUUAUCAAUCUCUCGUUGCAGCUUGUGACAACCCCGUCCAUAACGGAAGAAGUGAUCGAGCGAGGAAAUUUUCUCACCAACAUCAUGGCUAUUCUAUACACAUUUCUUACUACACGACAAGUUGGAGAAGCCCGAGAUGUGAACCCAUCCGUCACACUUGCAAUGGAUUCUGCCUCUAUUACCAAUCGUCGACUGUAUCAUUUCUUCUUUGAUUUGCGUUAUCUCCUAUCCUCGGAGCAGGUGCAGCGCCGCAUUCGUGUUGAGCGGCAGUACCUUUUACAAUUCCUCGACCUCAUUAAACUUCCUCAGGGUAUCUGCCCAAAUGAACGAGCUGUUGGAGAACAUGUGGAAUACGAAACGGAUUCCUGGAUUAGCGCAUCCCUUUUAAUGAGAGAAAUAAACCGUCUCUGUCGCUUAUUCUGUGAAGCGUUCCAGCCCGAGAAGCUUCAAGAGGGCCAAAUACAUCUCGCGGAGGCCAUUGUAGCAGCAAGUGUCUCCACAAUGGCCAACUCCAUCGGCAUUGAAAGGAAACGAUUUGAUCAAGCUGAAGUUAAGGAGCUUACACGGUUCAAAUCUGUAUCAUAUACUACAUUCGAAAUCGAUGCCUUUGAGAAUGUUGCGCGUCACCGGAUUGUUGAUUUCGUUGUUGAACAGGGCUCAAUGAGCUUCCAUCAUCCCCUCCACUACACACUCUCAUGGCUUUUGGAGUGCGGCAGGGUACUUUCUGCGGAAAUGGUCAGAGAACUAUUGUUGAAAGCCGCUGAACUCUCGAAAAAGAAGUUCAUCAACACACCCGCCCAACAUUUUGACAAUGACGAUAUCCUACUUGCAAUGUUUGAUUAUCCAUUACGGGUUUGUGCGUGGCUUGCUCAACUGAAGGCUGGCAUGUGGGUUCGAAACGGACUCAGCCUUCGUCAUCAAAUGGGCCAAUACCGCUCUGUUCUAUCGCGUGACGUGUCAUACUAUCGAAACAUUUUUAUGAUCCAAGCCGCGAUGGUAAUUUGUGACCCAAGUCGGUUUUUAGCUACGAUAUCUGAUAGAUACGGAAUGUCAGAUUGGAUGAAAGGAGCUUAUACAACUCGUCCAAACUACGAUGAUGCCCAACACAUCGAUGUUGCGGAAGAAUUUAUCCAUCUUUUAAUAAUGUUAAUCACUGAGCGCACAGCACUAUUACCACUUGAAAAUGAGCUAGUGUUACAACGUGAUAUAUUCAGAAGGGAUAUUGCACAUGCACUUUGCUUCAAAGCUCUCUCUUAUUCUGAAUUAUUAAAUCGGGUGAGUGAGAAAGUAUCAGAUGCUGAAGAUUUUCAGGAUGUACUUGGUGAAGUGGCAAAUUUUAGACCGCCAGAUGGGCUGAAUGACUCUGGAAUCUUUGAACUAAAACCAGAGUACAUUGAUUAUAUUGACCCUUAUGCUGCACAUUACAGCAAGAGCCAAAGGGAUGAGGCGGAAAAUAUUUUUAAGGAGUGGAUGGCGAAGAAAACUGGUAAAAAUGCGGCGAGCAUCGUCUUCGAGCCAAAAUUAAAACCUCUGUCAAGCGGCCUUUUCUCAAAACUAAGCGAUUUCUCGCAAACACCUUUGUUUGCUCAGAUUAUAAAUCAUUGCCUUGAAUAUUGUCUAAUGUUCAAAAUAUGCACACCUGGUGUCACAGUGACGAGGGUAGAGACCCUACUUCAUAUGGUCUUACAUCUAUUCCUCCUUGCAGUGAUGGAGGACUCAUCUAAGGAAGAGAAUGGGUCAACAGACGCCGUCUCCCAAUCAUUUGUUUUCCAUUCCCUUUGCCGAAAGAGAAAUACACUGCUUGGUGAUUUGACUACUGUUAGCUUACUUCAACACAUUUCUACGGUGGCCGAGUUCGAGUCUUGUGGAUCAAAAAUAUGCCAUAUUUUGAAACGACUCUGGCAAAAACGGCCAAAGACCUAUGCCACUGCAACAGAGGGACUGAAGUUUCCAUAUGACAAAAUCCAAUCCCCUUCGCCUGCUCCUGGCGCGGAGAGUGAGUUGGAGUUGAAGAAAAAACGCGCACUAGACCGGCAAGCAAAGAUAAUGGCUCAGUUUCAGCAGCAACAGCAGAAUUUUAUGAACAGUCAAAGUAAUAUUGAUUGGGGCGAAGAAGACCUUAGCGCGGAUGAAAAACCGUCGAUACCCAACUCCACGGAGGCAAAGUUAUGGAGAUACCCCACAGGAAAUUGUAUUUUGUGUCAGGAGGAAACCAACGACUCCAGACUGUAUGGAACAUUUGCCCUUUUGACGGAAAGUGCACUGUUUAGACAAACCGACUUGGCCGACCUGAGUUAUGUGAGAGAGGCCAUAAAUUGUCCUUUAAGUUUAGACAGAUCAGCAGAUACUAUUCGGCCAUUCGGUGUAGCAAGUGAAAAUCGUGAAAAAGUACGCCGAUUGGACUCAACUGGGGGAGUUGUUAUAUCUGAAAAGCAGGGCCUUGGCCGUGGCUUCUCUCCAAAUAACGUUGCUGCAGCUCCCAUAAUGACAGGCUGCGGGCACAUAAUGCAUUAUUCUUGUUUUGAGACCUACUGGGGUGCGACUCAUAGGCGUCAUAGCCAUCAGGUUGCUCGAAAUCACCCCGAACGAAUAUCAUUGAAUGAGUUUGUUUGCCCUCUCUGCAAGGCAUUAGGCAAUGCGUUUCUGCCCAUAAUUUGGAAGGGUAAAGAAGAAUGUUAUCCAAGUGUUUUGGUUACAGGCCAACCCAUCGGGGACUUCCUCGAUGGCCAGCUUGUCCAAUCUAUUUCUCGAUUUCGACACCACGCGCUUAUCAUGGAUAGUGAUAAGCUUCACCCGUCUGGGUACCAACAUCUCUUUGUUGAUUAUGUCGAGAAAAAUGUUAUAGCCCCAUUAGCGAGUAAAGUUGAACAGCUCAUCACACCGUCCUUUCCACCGUCGGUUCUUCCACCACCUCCGAGAAUGCUAAUGCCCGGUUUAUAUCCUUCAGGAGACGACCCAAUUCCUAGCCCAUUAUAUCAUGUCUUAGCGCAAACUGAAUCUCCUGUAUCCGACCUUGUCACUAUUUAUAGGAGGCUACGAGAAACCUUCCGUGUGAAUAAGAUCCCAUCCCGCUUUGGGUAUCAGCAAAGUACAAUUGUAGCAGACGAUUUAAUCCACACGGAUAGUCUAAUAAAAACAUUUGGAUCGUCCAUCUCCGGCGUGGAGAUUUCCCAGAGGGGUGUGGGGUGCGAAUUGGGAGCAACACUACUCAGUACUAUCCCUCAGAUUACUUUAACACAUUUACGUAUCCUCUCGGAGACGGCACUAUCAUAUGCCGCUAUAGGCGGCCUCAACAUUAACCUGGGAAACAAGACCGUUUAUGAAUUCCGCGAUAUGCAUCGCAGGAAGUUAUGUCAGCUUUUCUUAGGCCACCGGGGGAUCACAGGACUUGCAAGCCUUGCCAGUGAAAACAAAUCUAUUGAACCGCUAUUUUCGACGGAUACCUUUAUCUUCCUUGCUGAAUGCUCACUAUGUUUAGUACGAGUGCUAAACAUCGAUAUUCUUCACAUGAUUCAUAUUUGCUACGUCGCCGAAAUUGUCAAGACAGCGCUCAGUUUCAUCAUCCAUCCUGAAGGGUUGAUAAGUAACCUAGCAUUUCACAAGGACGGGAUGAGCGAACAGGAGGAUGCAACUGGGCAAAUUGACUCUUCUCGCGGUUUUAUUGAUUGGAUUGUGGCAACCUAUCGGGCUUCUGCCCCGCGAGAUGACCCUAUUCUCAAUAGCGCGAAGAGCCCCCUCAAUAUGAGUAACAUUCCCAAUAACAUUCCAAAAGCAUUAAAACUACUCACAGCUAGAUACGCACUUCCUUUCCUUCGAAAAGUUGUGAUAUUGCUUCAUGUACAGUAUGGAGUCGAAUUUCCGAAAACAGGACUUGAUCUUGCAGAUUUACCUGAGAUAGACCGUUUAACAAGCCUUUUACGACUGCCCUCUAUCGACCAGAUAUUCGAGUCUUUUGCAGGAGACCACAACAUGAAUCCAAUGGACCCAUUAGCGUGCGGGUGGAUUGCUCAUUGGAAUGUGGCUAGAUUAGACCCCAAACCCGAAGUUGGCUAUCCAUGGACUCCAUCACUUCCACACCCAGGCAUAUUCGAGCUUGUAGGGCUACCGAAGUAUUUCGAUACGUUAUUCGAAGAAGCCAACUCAAAACGCUGCCCAACGACCGGAAAGGAACUGACUGACCCAAGUAUUUGCCUUUUCUGCGGGGAGAUUUUCUGCUCCCAGGCCGUUUGCUGUGAAGACUCGUCGAGGUUGGGUGGAUGUAACAGGCACGUCAAAAAAUGUGGUAAGAAUGUUGGUAUUUUCAUCAAUAUUCGCAAAUGUGCCUUGUUAUUCCUGCAUAACCAGCACGGUUGCUGGCAUUAUGCACCCUACCUUGAUAUUCACGGGGAAGUAGACCUUGGCUUCAGGCAUCAUAGACCUCUACUCCUUAAUCAAAAGCGGUACGAUCGACUUGUGCGUGAAGCUUGGCUCACAAACUCUAUACCUGCUACAGUGAGCCGAAAACUGGAGUCUGAAAUCAACAAUGGUGGGUGGGAGACCCAAUGA